CCAACUUCCCUCGUUAGAAAAGUGCUUGCAGCUUGACAAAAAAUUAAAUUGCUGAAGAGAACAAAAAAAGGAAAUCGAACAGCGAAAAUGAGCACACAGGCAACCCAAGGUAGCUCUUCACCCUCCAUCGCCGCUAUGCGAUCCCCCAGCAACGAGCCGGAGCAAGUGCCGGUCCACACCUUCGGCGAGGGCGUUUUGGCGACCCUGAACAGCCUCUGCAUGAACAAGCUCUACUCGGACGUGGAGCUCGUUGUGGAGGAUCAGCACCUGCCGGCACACCGCUUGAUUCUAGCCGCGCGCAGUGAGUACUUCCGCGCCCUGCUCUACGGUGGCAUGUCCGAGUCAGAGAAAAGCGUGAUUCGGCUCCCAGAGGUGUCGCUGGAGGCAUUUAAGAUUAUCCUGGGCUACCUUUACUCGGGCACUCUGCCCAUAUCCACUCUGGACGUGGAUGCCUCCUUAAAGGUGCUCGGUUUGGCCAACCAGUAUGGCUGUCUGGCCAUCAGCAACGCAUUCAAGAUCCUGGAAGCAGCACGCCUCUACAAUCUCGAAGAGCUGACCAUGGAAUGCCUAAAAUUCAUUGACUUUAAUGGGGGCUCAAUGUUAAACGAUGAUUCCUUCCUAAUGCUGUCUGAGGAAAUACUUGAAGAACUGCUGCCACGGGACACUUUCAUUGCUGAGGAACUGGAAAUCUUUCGAGCGGUAUGCAGAUGGAGUCGCCACAAUCCGAGCGUGGAUAUCAAGUCGUUGCUAUCGCUUGUACGUCUCCCUCUCAUUGAAGUUAAGGACUUGGUGGGUACGGUUCGUCAAUCUGGAUUCGUUGACCCGAGCACAAUAUGCGACGUCAUCGAUAAGGCGAUUAAGCUGGAGAACCUGCCCUAUCGUGCCCACGUGUUGUCAGGUUUAAAUGAGGCCUCAGAAGAAUGGUAUGCGAAACGUUUGAUAGUGAACAAUAAUGAGACCGUAAUCAAGAUGAACUUCUGGUGCAUUAUUAAUACUAUAUUAAUUAAAAGUUGCCUAUCAAUCCCGUUAAACUGCACCGUGGAGAUCUCUUGCGACAAUGCACGCUGGGUUUGCGUGGGAAAAUUUACAUGUGCAGCCGGGGAUUAUUUGCCUGACAUUAUCAGCUUCAAGCGCAGGCCUGUUCGUUACAUUCGGAUCGUGCAUCCAGAGAGUGGACGCAAUAAUAUGUUGAAGGAGUUUCAGCUAUUUCAAGCCUUUUUAAAUGACGAUAUUCCCUAGGUGAUCGAUCUACUUGCGAUACUUUUUGACAGUAGCGACCCCGGAGUGAGGGUCUGAAGACUUGUUCCUUCUCUUA
Messenger RNA from Drosophila obscura, 1315 nucleotides. RefSeq names its product BTB/POZ domain-containing protein 9-like. The transcript is spliced from 2 exons. Bases 88 to 1239 code for a protein of 383 amino acids. Gene Ontology annotation, molecular function: protein binding. The record is from RefSeq and is a predicted model, not a curated record. Gene Ontology annotation, biological process: modulation of chemical synaptic transmission; adult locomotory behavior; circadian behavior. NCBI's taxonomy places the organism in Eukaryota, Metazoa, Arthropoda, Insecta, Diptera, Drosophilidae.